This is a messenger RNA of Prunus armeniaca (apricot), 204 nucleotides long. The record is from the annotation of a GenBank genome assembly. NCBI's taxonomy places the organism in Eukaryota, Viridiplantae, Streptophyta, Magnoliopsida, Rosales, Rosaceae.
AUGAAGCGUGGUAAGUGUCGUAAAAGACGGUUAAGAAUGGCUGUAAAAACCAUAGACAAUGAUGUUUUGAUAAUGGACAAAACUUCUGGUGUCGAUACAGCUGUUGAAGAAGCACAAUGGGCAAUAAAUUCAGCAUAUAAUCGAGUCUCGGAUAAUCGGUUAGCUGCGGGCCUAAUCCAACUAUGUGGGGGUGCCUCUGCCUAA